UAAUCACAAUAAAUAGAAACCCAAAAGGAACUACGACAACUUUGAGUCAUGACGUCUGAAACGCCGAUUUUUCAAAAUAUUGACAUAGAAGCCUAUAUCUUGAAUGAAUACAUUCCCGCUAAGCCUCUGGAUGUGAAUUUGGAAGUUCAUUUUAGUGAUUCGGAGCUUGCAUCUACGGAAGCAUGUGCACAGCUGAGAUGCGGAGACGUUUUGAAAUUCCCAUUUGUACGUCCGGGGCAUCAGCCGAGGGCAGUGGCGAUAAGAAAGAGCGAGGUUCUCGUUUCAGAAGAUGCGGCAACGGAAACAAAACGCGUGGUGGAGCUUACACUGGAAUCCCCGGACUUAUUUGAAUUCCAACCAGGAGACACCAUCGCCGUUCUACCAAGCAAUGAUGGGAAGCUAGUGGACAAGUUGCUGGAUCGCCUCGAUCUGAUGUCUAAGGCAGACACGAUGUGCAACGUGAAGCUUGCACUGAUCUGUGCCAAAAAAGGCGCCAAAGUUCCAGCGCACAUUCCGCAGACUACGAGCCCUCGGGAGAUCCUUACCCACUGUCUGGCACUCAAUGCUGUUCCACAGAAGCAAUUUCUUAGCGGACUAGCUGGUUUUACUGAAAAUAAAAAGGAACGCAGCUUCCUGGCCUGCCUAUCUUCAAAGCAGGCCGCGUCUUCCUACAGUGAACUUGUUUUAGAGCGUGGAUUCUGCUUUUUAAACAUUCUGGAGAUCUGUGCCAGCUGCAGACCCUCCCUAGCCUUCCUGGUGGAGCACUUACCACGGCUGUUGCCACGUCCAUACUCACUAUCCAAUAGUCCUUUGGCGACCGGACCCCAGGAGCUGCAGAUAAUCUACUCGAUCCUCAGCCAAAACCCCGGAGUUACAACCAGCAUGAUGGAAUCGAAAGCCCAUAAAAUCGACAAAGGGGAGCCCGCUGAAAUUGUUGUUUAUCCCCGGUUAAGCAAUAAUUUCCGAUACACGGAGGAUCUUUCCAGCAAUCAAAUCCUCAUUGCUGUGGGCACGGGCGUAGCUCCUUUUCUUGGCUUCCUAUCCCACAAAGAGCAGCUCCUAAAUCAACAGUCCCAAAGGGACAUAGGAAAGACCUGGCUUUAUUUAGGCGCCAAGACAACGCGAGCUACUCUGAAUCUGGACCAACUCCUAGUCUGGCAGCUGACCUCAGUGCUGCAGCGACUUCGCAUGUGUCAAUCGCGUGGAGAGUCUCCCUGCUACGUGCAACAGCUACUGGAGGAGGAUUCGGAGGAGCUGGUCCCGUUGCUAUUGGAGGCCAAUACGGUGCUCUAUGUGUGUGCUGACGGGGCCAAAAUAUCCCAGUCUAUUGCUAGUGGCUUGAUCAAGUGCCUCCAGACAGCUCUGCAUCUCUCAGAAGAAGAGGCGGCACAAAAGCUUAAGGAGCUAAGAGCCCAAGGCAAAUACCGCGAAGAUGUUUGGUUAUAAAGAGCUUCUACUUAGCUUUUCUUAGAAUAAAAAUAGUUUGGUUGUUGUCUUAAUGUUUAAAUAGUUUUGUUGAACUACUUUUUACUUUCCAUGUAACACCUGUAAUUAGUUUAAGAGAAAAAACACUUUGGCUUUGGUCGAAUAAGUAAAUAACGAUAUAUUUAACAACACAAAAUAAAAAUUACAGUGCAGUCUAAACUAAA
This is a messenger RNA of Drosophila bipectinata, 1649 nucleotides long. RefSeq names its product methionine synthase reductase. Gene Ontology annotation, biological process: homocysteine metabolic process. Gene Ontology annotation, molecular function: flavin adenine dinucleotide binding; [methionine synthase] reductase (NADPH) activity; FMN binding. The record is from RefSeq and is a predicted model, not a curated record. Gene Ontology annotation, cellular component: cytosol. Lineage: Eukaryota; Metazoa; Arthropoda; Insecta; Diptera; Drosophilidae.